Molecule: messenger RNA, 8561 nt
Organism: Tyto alba (common barn owl)
Lineage: Eukaryota; Metazoa; Chordata; Aves; Strigiformes; Tytonidae
Gene: AGPAT3
Product: 1-acylglycerol-3-phosphate O-acyltransferase 3
Exons: 10
Coding region: 482-1612 (376 amino acids)
Cellular component (GO): endomembrane system; endoplasmic reticulum
Molecular function (GO): 1-acylglycerol-3-phosphate O-acyltransferase activity
Source: RefSeq, a predicted model, not a curated record
UCUCCUCCUCCUCCGCCCCCCGGCUCUCCUGCCCCCAGCGGCCCGGGAGGAACUGAACCGUCGCUGCACAGGAAGUAGCGGCUGCGGGGAGCAGCGGCGGCGACAGCUGGGGCUGCCGCACUCAAUGAGCGAGGCUCCCGCAGCCGCCGCCGCCGCCGCCCGCCCCGCUCGCCCCUUCCCCGCCUCCCGAGGGCAGCGGCGCCGAACCAGCCCGCCGCCGCCGGGGGGGCACCGCGGACAGCAGCAGGCGGAGGCGGGCAAGGCCGCCCGCCCCGGGGCUGGAGGCUGAGGCGGGCAGAGGCAGCUCCGGCUCUUCCCGAGGAGGAGGAGGAGGAGGCGGCGGCGGCGGGGACUGCAGGUAGGGAAUACCUGGAAGCACGACAGAGUCCUUCAAGGUCAGAGGAGAGAAAAGUUUCAAGUUUAUAUACAUAGGACAAUUAUUCUGAGUGACAGCCCUUGCACACACUUCUGAGUGGUUAUCAUGGGCUUCAUUGCCUUUCUGAAGACCCAGUUCAUAGUUCACCUCCUCAUUGGGUUCGUCUUUGUUGUGAGUGGACUGAUCAUUAACUUCAUUCAACUAUGCACGCUUGUCCUCUGGCCCAUAAACAAGCAGUUUUAUCGCCGAGUAAACUGUCGCCUUGCCUAUUCACUUUGGAGCCAGUUGGUAAUGCUGCUGGAAUGGUGGUCAGGCACAGAGUGCACCUUGUUCUCAGACGAGGCCACAGUGAACACCUUUGGGAAAGAACACGUCAUCAUCAUCUUGAAUCAUAACUUUGAAAUCGACUUCUUGUGCGGCUGGACUAUGACAGAGCGCUUUGGAGUGCUAGGGAGUUCCAAAGUUCUUGCUAAGAGAGAGCUACUAUAUGUGCCCCUAAUUGGCUGGACGUGGUACUUCCUUGAGAUUGUUUUCUGCAAAAGGAAAUGGGAAGAAGACAGAGAUACAGUUAUUGAAGGAUUAAAGCGUUUGGCUGAUUAUCCUGAAUAUAUGUGGUUUCUCCUGUACUGUGAAGGAACUCGUUUUACAGAGACCAAGCAUCGUAUCAGUAUGGAGGUAGCUGAGUCCAAGGGGUUGCCUAAACUAAAAUACCACCUGUUGCCCAGAACCAAAGGCUUCACCACUGCUGUCCAGUGUCUCAGGGGAACAGUUUCAGCAGUGUAUGAUGUAACACUAAAUUUCAGAGGAAACAAGAACCCGUCUUUAUUAGGAAUUCUUUAUGGAAAGAAAUAUGAAGCAGAUAUGUGUGUAAGGAGAUUUCCUCUGGAAGAUAUCCCUCAAGAUGAAAAGGAAGCUGCAAACUGGCUUCAUAAGCUUUACCAGGAAAAGGAUGCUUUACAAGAGAUGUAUAAUCAGGAAGGUAUAUUUCCUGGCCAGCAGUUUAAACCUCCUAGGAGACCGUGGACUCUCCUAAACUUUCUUUUUUGGGCCACAGUUCUCCUCUCCCCUCUCUUCACAUUUGGCUUUGGAGUUUUUGCAAGUGGAUCACCUCUUCUUAUCCUUGCAUUCCUAGGACUUGUUGGAGCAGCUUCCUUUGGAGUUCGUAGACUGAUAGGAGUAACUGAAAUAGAAAAAGGCUCCAGCUAUGGCAACCAAGAAUUCAAGAAGAAGGAAUAACUGACAGCUGCAGUCCAGCACAUAUAACCAGACUAUGGUAUCCAAUUAACUUCAGUUACAAACCAACAACAAACACUUAGAAACUAUCUUUUUCUUAAUAACUGAUGACUAAUAUUAAUGAAUAAAACUUGAGCCAAGAAUGAAGAAGUUGGAGGCAUCAGCUGAAGAGAACGCAUCAACUUUCUGCCUGUUUAAGGAUUACUGUAGUCAAACUAUGGGAGAAAAUCUGGGGUGGGGCGGAAGAAAAAACUUAAUUUUUCUUGCUUUGUUGGGGGACUUGGGGGUGGGGGGAAAAAAGAGGGCAUUGGCCAUGGCCAUGUGCAUCUUCAGAUGACUGAAUACACUGGUUUCUGUCAAGAGCACUACACUCACUUUUACAACAGGAGCCACUGAAUGUUUCCUCUUGCUAAAGCCAACGUAAUCUUUGUUGUUUUCCAACUUUUUUUAUUAAUGAGCCAGGAAAAAAAACCCUUAAAUUAAUUGACAGAUUUUCAUUGGGUUGGAGUAAUUUUGAGAAGGCUGUGUUGUCAUGGCUGCAGUUGAAAUCCUAUUUGUAUGUUACACUGACACUUUUUAUUUUCAGGCAAUGUCCUAAAACUUCUGUAAUGCGAGCGAACGGCUAGUGGAGUUUGGAAGCGGUGCGUGAUUGAUCAGCACAUACCGUAGAACAGAUCCACUAGUAUUAAAACGGUAUAAAAUUCUCAUAUCUGCUGCCUACUGCUCAAGGCUGUUUAAUUUCAAAAUAUUACUUCAGUCUUGAGUGUUGUUUGCCCUGUUUCACAUCAUACAUGUAUGAUAAUCUUUAAUCUGUUUGGGCUGGGUUUGUUUUCUGAAUUAAUGGUGACCAUGGGAUUUGGGAGUUGUGCAAAGAAGGAAAUUUAUUCAACUGUUGUGACAUUUGCUCCUUUUAUUUCUGUUUGCAUCUCUCAUCACCGAAGUCCAGGUUAGCCAAUCUCUCUCAGUAAACUGGGAGGCAGCAGCAGAAAUCAGCACAAUAGUAUUCAAAACGUCUGCUUUUACAGAAAUUUGAAGAGAGGUCUGUAGCAAUUGGAUUUUGAAUACUGACAUCUUUUGAACUUUUAAUGAGAGUUUCGACAUUGAUUCAAAUGGGGCCAGGAUCUUACCCUGUGUGCUGUAAUGUUAGGGUGUGCUGCACUUUCUACCUGGUUGUGCUUUAGAUGUUAACGUGAAGUAUAUUGCAAGGUGAGCUAUGCUGUUAAGCAUUAGAAGGAGUAUGGAAUCUCUUCAGGGAUUUUAAAUAUCUUUAGUUUUGCUUUUUGACCUUUUGGGGUUUUUCCACUGAAAAUUAGAGAUCAGAAUCAUGGCUGUACCUGUGUCUUUUUUUUUUUUUUUUUUUUUUUUGUUGUUGUUUUUUUUUCUUUUUCACAAAUGCACAUUCUGGGAUUUUUGUAGAUUGCUGCUGUAUGCAUAGCUGGAGAACUAUUUGCCAACAGAUGGAAACUAUCUGUAUGUUCAAGUCUGAAGGCCCCAAUCUGCAUUUGGCUAUGCUCAAAAGUUGGUGAAAUGGGUUGUAGAUCUACAGCUGAGGGCAGAAACUGACCCUCGGGGUCUGUAUUUUUAACCCAGCUGCCACUAGAAUAUUUAUCUCAUUUUUGUAAAGAGCAGAUCUUAUAAAAGCACUGGUCAUUAUUUUCAUCUUCGCUCUAGUAACCAAGAUAAGAGAGUAAUAAUUUACCUUCUUUCCAUAUUUACUCUAACUGUUGGAAUGUAACCUCUUCUUCCACAGGUUUUUUUGUUUUCAAACACUGGAAGAGCAAUUUUGUAACUUAGAAAAGUAUUUUACUUGGGGUCAUUAAUCACUGUUCUGUCAUGCACUUGAUUUUUUAUUUGUGGUCUUUUCAACAAAAGGAUCUGAAGGGUGACCUGCGUUGUCCGUCUCCUGUUAGAUUCAUCCUCACUGAAUCAUUGUACCCGUAGCCCCAGCAUUAGUAUGUCGUUUUGUCCCCUCAAUAAAUCUUCCCUAUGAUAGGGAAUGCAAAACUGUUGUUAAUGUUAGUGGAAUUUGGAAUAUGCUUUGGGAACUGAGGAGAACAGAGCCUAGCCAUCAUGACCCUGUUUUCUUUUUCUUUGCUGGAUGUUUUUGUAUUUUGUCUUUAAGUACGGUUAGACUUCCAAAUGCUGAUAAAGAUAAGUCUCUGACUUUUCCCUGUUUUUUAACUGGAGGACUAAAAGCAGUGGGCUUUUCUUUAUUUAUUCUUUUUUUUUUUUUUUUUUUUUCCUUAAAUAAUUCAGUAAUGGUUAUAGUUCUUGCUUCUUAGAAAGACGUUACAAAAGCUGUAUACUUGCUUCCUGGAGAUGAUAUUGAGUAUAUAUAAAUUGUACUGGUUAGCAGAGUGAGGCUUGCAAAGCAGGCUCACCAUUGACUACGUUUUAUACUUAUAUUUUGGGCAGUAUAUUAAUGGGCAUGACAAGAAUUUCACAAAGUAAAUCCCUUCUUAAUGCUGAGAAGAGGAGAGAUGCUUAAAGGAGAAGGGAAUUAAUAGCCUUUCUCUUUACGGGAUGCUUUUCUCCUCUUAGUGCAUGUAACUCCCUAUUCAGAAUCAUGGGAUUAGUGCAUGUACAUCAAGGGGAGAAUAAUCAACAUUUCAUAUUUUCUUAUCAUAACUUGUUGGUCAUGCUUUCUUUUUGAAAAUAUAAUAAAUACAUCAUCAGUUACUUAAAUUUUGCUAUUCUAAACAGACAUAUCAGUAACCAUUUUGAAAACUUAAAUAUACAGCAAUGCACAAAACAGUACUACACCAACACAAAUCUCUUCAUUUUGAAUUUUAUCUCCUCAAAUAGGAGUUUUUAUACACGCACACGUACAUGAAGUAUGUAUAAAUUAAAAUGACUGGAACUAGCUGAAGUUAAUGAAACUAAUGAAGAUUAGCAGGUGGCUUGGAUUGGAAAAGUGAGCAUAGAUUUUCUAUCUUAUUUUCUUCUGGUUUAAUAGAACAUAGCUUGUAUAUUUGACUACCAAGCCCUUUAAGAGCAAUAAUAAACAAAAAUAUAUCAUGUUUUUGGUCUUUUGCUUUUCAACCAUGCUAGGUUUAAUAAACUUAAAGCUAUAGGAGCCUUUUCUCUCUCCACUUUUCAAAACUUUCAUUUAUUGCUUGAUUGUUUAAACUGCAUCCCAUGUUCUCCAUUAUGGACUUGCAGGCUGACUGCCAUGGAGUCCAGCAUUGACUCCAAAGAUGAAUGGUUCUUAGACUAAUAUGGACAGAUGCUCUGCUCUUGGCCUUGGCAGCACUUGUCGUUGUUAUGAAGAAUAAUGAUGCUGCUCUCAAAGUGGGAUUUGCAGUUCCAAGGUAGCAUCACGUUGACUUCUGUCUAAGAACCUGGUGGGAGAGCUUGGAGACUGCUGGCGUUGUGGCAUCUCUCGGUUAGGAAGGCACAAAAAGCUGAUGCUGAAGAAGGACUGGAUAACUGGUGUCCAGAGGUCUUGGCUCAAUAGGGAACACAGUUCUCUGUUGCCCAUUGUGGCGGAAUGUGCUCUUGCAAUUGACUUUGCGUCACUGAGCAAAAUAUCUCUCUGGCACAAAAAGCAUGGGCAGGGUUCCUUUGUUCUGCUUUAACUUAUCUUGAAGGGCUCUACACUUAAUUCCUGACCAAUGAAUAUGAUUACUACCUUUGUCCCAAUUGCCUAGUAUUCACAGAAAAAGUGAGUGUGUUUGCUCACUUCUGCGUGAUACCACUUGUCUCCGUCACUGAUGUCUGUGUAUUUGCUUGCCUGUAUUUUCUGCAGAUGGUUUAGUUACAACCUCAUAGCUGGAACUUGAGCUUUCCAGUUCAACAAGUCCUAUAGAAAUUGUCUCACAUAGCUGGGGUUUUGUGUUCCUGCAUUUUGGCGCUGGUUGACGUCCUGAAGUGACACAACUGUGUUUAAGUUGUGUUAAACAAUAAUGCACCUUCGCUGCUUCAGAGCAGAACUCGUAUUAGGUCCUUCCCAGGCCUGCUCGUGAAGGCCAUCACUACCUGGUAACAGGUCCCUCUGGCAUUGAUGAAACCAACAGAAGGGAGUUGGGACAAGGUCUUCACUAACAGUUGGAGUAACUAGCAAGUCGGGGUCACUGUACAUCUGAUAAUUGCUAAAGGUGCUGUUUCUGCCUGGGACUACCCCAAAAUCUGGUUUUGCUUCAUUUAUAUUUUUAUUAAAGGAAUGUGGGGUUGGAGGCUUUUAGUAAUGCUGAGUUCACACUAUGUAGAAUGUUUCAGAUUGAAGAAAAUACGUAUUUUGGCAUCUUGGAGAAGUAUGUAUUAAGAAGUCUAAGGCCAAGAUUGGACAGACCUCACCUAAGUGUGUUUUGUUCAGAUGCUGGAGGCCAAUGCAGAUAAGUGAAAAAUCCAUUCCUACAUUUCCUUUGAAAAUUGGAUGCAGCGAUGUAGCUCACAGCAUCUCCUGGAUGCCCACGUGCUUAUGUCACUUAGUGUGAAGUUUCUAGUUCACAGCCGACAAUGACUACACGUCCUGGUUUAUGCCUGUGGGAAGAAGCCCAUCCUCAUAAUGAUAACGCUCAAUUUGUAACUUUGACCCAGUUUGUCACAGCCACUUGUUUCCCUGUUUCUGAACCUUUUGGUCCGUAUUGGGCUGCUCCAGGGCUGCCAGCGCUGAGCGAAGCCGGGAUUUGAAGCAGGUGACAGCCAUGCUGAGAGCUGCAAGUGCAUCGCUGAAGGGAGGAGGAAGCACAAGGGGCAUAGCUGGAAGGAAGAGGAACACCGACAGGUCCAGCCAAAUUCCAGCCCUGAGAAAGCUGAGCAAUUGCCAGGAGCUUUGCAAAGCAGAGAUCAGUGUGUAUGUGCGCAGGCAAACUCUGACUCCAAUAUGAAUGUGAAGCCUCCCCGUGACAACUUAGAAGGCAACCAUGUUCAUGUGAUUGGGGUCAGAAUUUGUCUUAAAGGCUUGUUACAGGUGGCAACUCUUACUCUGCCAUACUUCCCCCUGUUUAUCUUGAAGACUGGUUUAUCUGAUGGUCUCGGCAAUCUCUGCAUCAAGAUCCUUGCACGUUCUUGGUUGUGGGUUUUUUACCUGCUGUGGUUUUGAGGGAAAACUUUCUGAAGUCAGUGUUGGCUGGUGUGUGCCACCUUUGGUAGCCACCCGAGCACGUCCUGAAAAUAUUUCACAGUUAGGGAAGAUAGUGGAUUGGCAUCUGUAAGCCAAACACGCUGUGUUUCUCUUCUCCUUGGCCUCUCUAAGUUUAAGGAAAGCUGCCUGGAUUUCUUAAAAUGUCAUACUUGUAGUUACAAGCCACUCUUCAGUUUUUGAAACUGUGAAGAAAGUUAAUUUGUGCACUUUCACUGUUGAGAGUCCUUCAGCGCAGCUGAUAGUCUAUUUCUAAAAAGCUUUACAUUAGCUGAAGCAGCAUUUUAUCUUUUUAAGAGGAAAUGUAUUUCAAAAUAAACACUUUAGCAGAAAUGGGAAUGUAAUAGUACUUUUAAAACCUAAAUUGGAAGUAUUCUUUAGCGUGGGGGCUGCCACUACCAGUUUGCAGUCUUACACAAGGUUGUGUGUUUUAUUUUGGCCAAUGUGCAUUUUCAAGGAAAACACACCAAUUGCCUAGUCACACUAAACUCUGAUUUGCAAAGGGAGGAAAGAGUGGGCAGCAGAGGCUAAUCGGGAAUUAAUUUCCCCCCCCCCCCCCAAGGCAUGAACUGGUUCUAUGGACCUCCUUUAUUACGUGCAUGUGCAUCAAGAGCCAAGCUGUGUCCUUUCGUAUUAUUUUGCUUCAGCUUUGUCCGAGCUGUACCUUGUGGCAACUGAAUGCUACUUGCCUGAACACUAGGCAGCCACUGUCAGCUGGCGUGUCGCGCUCUCCUACAGAUCACCAGCAAGUACUGUAGCUUUAAUGAAAACCUCUCAGAAAACUCACCGUCCUUAACCUGAUUGAUUUGUUACAAACUUGUCAUUUGGAGGGAAGUGUAGGUACCAGAUGAUCAUUAUUAGCCAAAUCUAACAAGUAAUAAAACUGUAUACAGGGUACGCAUUUACUGUGCAUGUGUAUAUAUUUUUGUACAUUUUUACAGUUCUUUCCUACACUUGAUUUUAUGACGUUCAGAAGAGAUGCAUCUGAAUCUGGUUAAAAAGCAAGAAGCUGUUAAGAAAACCCAACCCUGUCACCUACUGUAGUUUCUACUAAGAACUGUGCCCAAACAAAUACGCAGAUUUACAGUGCUAUGCAAAUAUUACUUUGUAAGUUGUCUCUUACAUUUUGCUUAAGUAGUUCAUGCAGUUUUUACUGGGCUUUCAGAAAAAGAUUAACACAAAAGACUCAUCUUGUAAAAUAAAAUAGCUUUGGCUGUGUGAAAGUACUGUAUAUUAGAAUCUCAUUCACGCUUUCAGUUGCUUAUUUUAACUGUAUGUGAUUUUGUGCAUAAGAUGCUGGCAUAGAGGGUUUUUUAAUUGUGCUUGAAUGAAAAAGGGUGACUGUCCGGCAUCUGUUUUUUUGGCAGUGUUACAGAGUAAGUAGCUGAUAAUGUAACUGGGAGACCUACAUCCUUUUCCUAUUUGCCACUCUGGUUUUUGUAACUAAACAUGCACUAAGGGCUAUUUCCUUUUUGCUUUGGUUGGUUUUAUUCUCAUCUGUGCUUUUUAGUCUCAGUCCUGCAAACCGAUCCAUGCGAGGGCCACGUGUCUGCAGCCAAUAAUCUGGGUGGAUUGUUUCGUGGCGGCUGGGAGUUGACAGAACAAGCUUAACCCUGCGGCCGUUCCCUGCACUGUGCCAGUUGUGGAGAACUGUGGAGGGACAGUGCAUUACCGUAGCGUUUAUAGAAGCAGUAUGUAAAGUUUUGCAUGGCUGCUCCAAAUGACCAGGAUGGGAGGGAGGGGUGUUCCUCUCCUGAAGAAUCCUCCAAAGUAAACCCAAAGCUGUAUGAUCUAAGAAGUUGAGACUCCAGCAGGGUAAGCUGGCUGUGUGGAUAGAUGCUGUAGAUUAAACCAGUUUUUCAAAUCUGA